AUGGGGCGGGGCUUGUGGCGGAAGUCUGUGCCUGCUCAGGUCUCGCGGGAGGGGCUGAGCUCGUGCCCAGGAAGCAUGGCACUCUGGCGGGCAUACCAGCGGGCCCUGACUGCUCACCCGUGGAAAGUACAGGUCCUGACAGCUGGGUCUCUGAUGGGUCUAGGUGACGUUAUCUCACAGCAACUGGUGGAGAGGAGAGGUCUGUGGGAACACCAGACUAGCCGGACUCUGACCAUGUUCUCUCUGGGCUGUGGCUUUGUGGGCCCUGUAGUAGGAGGCUGGUACAGGGUUUUGGACCGGCUCAUCCCUGGUACCACCAAAGUGGAUGCACUAAAGAAGAUGCUGUUGGAUCAGGGGGGCUUUGCCCCGUGUUUUCUAGGCUGUUUCCUCCCACUGGUAGGAGCAGUCAAUGGAUUGUCAGCCCAGGAUAAUUGGGCCAAACUCCAGCGGGAUUAUCCUGAUGCCCUCAUCACCAACUACUAUCUCUGGCCUGCUGUGCAGUUAGCCAACUUCUACCUGGUCCCCCUUCAUUACAGGUUGGCUGUUGUCCAGUGUGUUGCUGUUAUCUGGAACUCCUACCUGUCCUGGAAGGCACAUCAGCUCUAAGCCUGCCUCUCUCCGUUGUUUCCGCCUUGCAGUGAUGCUGAUUGGCUCAGGAAUGGUCAGACAACCUCCUCAAAGUGGGCACAUCAGUUUUCACAGGGUCCAUUUGCUAGUCAGAACUUAAUGGGGUUAGCACCAUGAAGUGGCCCAUUUCACUCCAAAAUGUAAACUGAUUCCUUUUGAAAUCAGUAAAACCUUUAUAAUGGUCUUAUAACCCAUCACAUCCAUAAAUAUUUGUUGAACCAGAUGAUCUUGUCAACUUUAGUUUACACUCAUAUCCUGGCAAAUGCCACCCAUCCCCACUUUUCGUAGACACAUCUGUUUCUCUAACCCUUCCCAGCCCUAGUGUAACUCCAGUUCUUUGGGGGCUCCCUCAAACUCUUUAUAUCAUGCCUCCAUAAAUAUGUUAUUAAGUAUGUAAUCUGGAACCUGCAGAGGCAACGAGUAAGACUAA
Molecule: messenger RNA, 1057 nt
Organism: Equus caballus (horse)
Lineage: Eukaryota; Metazoa; Chordata; Mammalia; Perissodactyla; Equidae
Gene: MPV17
Product: mitochondrial inner membrane protein MPV17
Biological process (GO): cellular response to reactive oxygen species
Cellular component (GO): membrane; cytoplasm; mitochondrion
Source: RefSeq, a predicted model, not a curated record